Molecule: messenger RNA, 264 nt
Organism: Schizophyllum commune H4-8
Lineage: Eukaryota; Fungi; Basidiomycota; Agaricomycetes; Agaricales; Schizophyllaceae
Exons: 4
Source: RefSeq, a predicted model, not a curated record
AGCAGGCGUCCUUCGAUGCAAAAACCGAAGGAUAACCCUGUGGCUCGCCCGCGAUCUACGCAAACGCCAGCUCGAACGAAACCCUGGGGGAGAACAGCUUAUGGCUUCACAUACUGGAGCGCGAGCACGGCAUCCAUCGCCUCCUCCGGCCUCGAGCGCGGUCGACGACCUGCGCUAGGGAGGAACCAGGCAGCAGCGCGAGCACGGCACCUCACCGCCUCCCUCAACCUCGGCGCAGGCCGAAGACGAGCGCGCAGUGACGGU